This is a messenger RNA of Trichophyton rubrum CBS 118892, 1731 nucleotides long. RefSeq lists its product as uncharacterized. The transcript is spliced from 2 exons. The coding region runs from base 336 to 1499 and encodes 387 amino acids. The record is from RefSeq and is a predicted model, not a curated record. NCBI's taxonomy places the organism in Eukaryota, Fungi, Ascomycota, Eurotiomycetes, Onygenales, Arthrodermataceae.
UGAGAUGGUUGAUGUCAGAUGUCAGGGGCAAGUUGGAAGUGGACUCGUGGACUGUGUGUGGACUGUGGACUGUCGCGGGAGAGCAGAUAUCCCCCUGACGGAAGGGUAUAUAAAUCUCGACAAGGUCUUCAACCCGAUGCCUGAUUCUUCUCUCUCCUUUCCUUUCUUCACAUCCCAUCAGUCGGCUGUCCCACUGCACAUUCUCUCACUCUCUUUCAAGUUUCUUGUCUGUCAUUCUUUAAUACUCCCUUGUUGAGCUUGGGGUUUUAGUCUUUCCUUCUUUAGCUGACAUUCGUUACACCAUCUCACUCUCUUGACCCUGUGCAUCCUUCAAAAUGAAGGCCGCCUACUUUAUCCUGCCGCUGUUUGCGGCUCUUACUUCGGCACGAGCAGUUGACCAUGUCGCCAGAGCCGAGAAUUCCGUCAGUGAAUGUGCCGACUUGUUGAUGGCCUGCCUUGCAGAGGUUUCCAGCACCGGCCAGUCCAACCCACAAUGUGCGAAGUAUGAGCAGGAUUGUGGUGACCAGUCCCUCCGCCAUUCCCCCGUCAAUGCCCGUGAUGCUCCUGCUCCUGCUCCUCCCGCUCAGCCUCCUAAGGGCACCGCCCCCAAGGUCCCCGAUUUCAAGGUGUUCUCUGCACGCGUCAAGAGUACCGUGGAAGCCCAUGGUGGUGGUAAAGUUGAUGCCGAUCAAAUGGCAAAGAAGCUCCACGAUGCACUCUCACGAGGAGACUGUGGCCUCGGUUCCAUGAUCAAGAUUAUCCUCGAGUUCUGCGGAAAAGGCGCCGGUAUCAAUGUUGAGGGCAUCUUCAAUGGCAUCUUUAAGAUUAUCUUCGAGCUCACUGGCGAGUUUAACGGUCUCCUCUUCCACGGUAUGGCCAGUGUUGGUGGCAUUGCCAAAGUCAUCUUGAAGGUCCUCAGCGGCGUCGCCCAUGCCGGUCUCAACCUCGCAGACUUCAUUGCAAAGAUCGUUGAAAUGUUCAGCCACGGUCGCUUCGAUCUUGCCGAACUACUGAACGCUGUCGUCUCCUCCCUCAGUCAGGCUGGAGUCCACCCCCGCCAUAUCGGCGAGGUCAGCAAUGAGCUCAUGCUGCUGUCCGAGAGAUCCAGCGUUGCCGCCCGUGACGAAAUGAUCCAUGCCCGCAGUCUGUUGGACAUCCCCAAGCUGAUUGCCGCAAUUGUUUCUUGUUUCCCGCAUGGUCAGAAGCCCGACUGGGGAAGGGCUGCUACGCUUAUCCUGAUGGUCGUCAAGGAGCUUGUUGUUGGUAUCGGCAAAUUCUUCAUCCCCGGCCUCGGCGCCAUCGCUGGCCGUGAUGAAGAUGAAGUUGCAGUUGCUGCCAGAGGCAUCGCCAUUGGCCGUGGUCUCAAACUUGGUCAAGGCGCCGACUGGCCCCGCUUCGCUCAGGAGGUCGUCGAUCUGAUCAUGCACUUCAGCGUCGGCGGGCUCAUCAAACUCAUCAUCCGCUUCUUCACCCUCCUCUUCAAGCCAAAGAAGGCCUAAACUAGUUACUUGACGGCCAAAUUCGAGAAUCUGGGAGCCUUGAGGGCGACUCUGCGGCAGUCAAAUGACCAUAUUUAUCUAUAUAUACACCACAGUUUUUAGAGACUGGUGGGAAAUGGAUAGUUGAAUUUAUCAUGGAUAAUGCUGUAUAUACCUUUAUUUAAUUCCCCUUUCUUUUAAUCGACUUAUUUCUUUUUCCUGUCUCUGUUUUCGUCCCUUAAAUAUGUACAUA